Molecule: messenger RNA, 1473 nt
Organism: Xyrauchen texanus (razorback sucker)
Lineage: Eukaryota; Metazoa; Chordata; Actinopteri; Cypriniformes; Catostomidae
Gene: kcnj3a
Product: potassium inwardly rectifying channel subfamily J member 3a
Exons: 3
Coding region: 1-1473 (490 amino acids)
Biological process (GO): potassium ion import across plasma membrane; regulation of monoatomic ion transmembrane transport
Cellular component (GO): plasma membrane
Molecular function (GO): G-protein activated inward rectifier potassium channel activity
Source: RefSeq, a predicted model, not a curated record
AUGUCUGCACUUCGGAAGAAAUUUGGAAGCGACUAUCAGGUUGUGACCACCACAUCAUCCAGCCAUCUGAAAGAAAAGAAGAGGAAACGACAGCGCUUUGUGGAUAAGAAUGGGCGAUGUAACGUCCAGCAUGGAAACCUUGGUGGAGAGACCAGCAGAUAUCUGUCAGACUUAUUCACAACGCUAGUAGAUCUCAAAUGGCGCUGGAACCUCUUCAUAUUCAUUCUCACCUACACGGUGGCCUGGUUAUUCAUGGCCUCAAUGUGGUGGGUCAUUGCAUACAUCAGAGGAGACCUGCACCGAACCCAUGAUGAGAAGUACACGCCGUGCGUGGCCAACGUCUAUAACUUCCCCUCUGCGUUCCUCUUCUUCAUUGAGACGGAAGCCACCAUCGGAUACGGCCACAGAUACAUCACUGAAAAAUGUCCAGAAGGAAUCAUUCUGUUCCUCUUUCAGUCCAUUCUGGGCUCUAUUGUUGACGCCUUUUUAAUAGGUUGUAUGUUUAUUAAGAUGUCUCAACCCAAGAAGAGGGCAGAGACUCUGAUGUUCAGUGAAAAUUCUGUCAUCUCCAUGCGGGACGGCAAACUCACUCUAAUGUUCAGGGUCGGUAAUCUGCGUAACAGCCACAUGGUCUCUGCCCAGAUCCGCUGUAAAUUACUCAAGUCCCGUCAGACGCCCGAGGGCGAGUUCCUCCCCCUGGAUCAGCUGGAGUUGGAUGUUGGCUUCAGCACUGGAGCGGACCAACUCUUCCUCGUGUCACCGCUCACGAUCUGUCAUGUGAUCGACAUCAAGAGCCCGUUCUAUGAGCUCUCGCAGCGGUCCAUGCAGACGGAGCAAUUUGAAAUAGUUGUGAUUUUGGAGGGUAUAGUCGAAACUACCGGCAUGACUUGUCAAGCACGGACAUCAUACACAGAGGACGAGGUGCUGUGGGGCCACCGAUUCUUCCCUGUCAUCUCUCUGGAAGAGGGCUUCUUCAAAGUGGAUUAUUCUCAGUUCCACGCCACCUUUGAGGUUCCUACGCCCCCCUACAGUGCAAAAGAGCAGGACGAGGCGUUACUCAUGUCGUCUCCACUAAUAGCCCCAUCUCUGUGCAACAGCGGGGAGAAGAACAGCUCUCUGGACUGCCUGGAGCUGCUGGAGGAUCCCGAGAGCUCCACCAAAUUACCGGCCAAACUGCAGAAGAUGACAGGAAGGGACGGACUGCCCAGGAAGCUCUUGCGGAUGAGCUCCACCACAUCAGAGAUGACAUACAGCCUCGGAGAACUGCCUAUGAAACUCCAGCGCAUCAGUUCAGUGCCUGGAGUCUCAGAGGAGAAGCAGGUUUCAAGGACAAAUAAGGUUACCACAGAGGGCAUGAGCAAAUCGGUUGCGGACUUGCCACCGAAACUGCAGAGACUGUCUGGGGGAGGAGGCCGCAUGGACGGACACUUGCCCCCCAAACUCAGAAAGAUGAACUCUGACCGAUUCACAUAG